Messenger RNA from Camponotus floridanus (Florida carpenter ant), 3551 nucleotides. RefSeq names its product protein Wnt-1 (gene wg). Gene Ontology annotation, cellular component: extracellular region. Lineage: Eukaryota; Metazoa; Arthropoda; Insecta; Hymenoptera; Formicidae. Gene Ontology annotation, biological process: canonical Wnt signaling pathway; multicellular organism development; neuron differentiation. The record is from RefSeq and is a predicted model, not a curated record. Gene Ontology annotation, molecular function: cytokine activity; frizzled binding. The transcript is spliced from 4 exons. The coding region runs from base 1104 to 2279 and encodes 391 amino acids.
CGGAAGGAAUAAAUAGGUGAGGAGAAAGAGAGAGCUCGAAAGAGAAAAGGGCAAAUAGAGGACAUCUCUCUCCCCUGACAUUGUCGUACUCCGACACGAGCACGCGUGCACGCACGCUCGCGGCAGGCACGCAUGCACGCGCGCGCACCAUCGUCGCCACCGCCACCAUCGUCGCCGCCACACGUUACCACUCGGAGAACCUCCCCGUCAAGGAAGCAGAGAGUUGGCACGUACGGCCGACGGAUGAACGGGACGGAACGGAAGGAGCAGAGCGCGGCACGCGUAACCUCUCCCAAGAGAGAUUAGGCGAGAAUCAUUCGGAUCUACGGUGGCGUUUCCGAAUCCAUGAUUCUUCUUACUUGACCCGACCUGACCCGAUCCUCAAUCGUCAAACAGCUAGCAGCCGGCGUAUACCACCGAGGGGGUUGGCAGGUAUAAAACAUUCUCGGGCCAUUUUGUGCUCGUCCGUUUCUCUCUCCCACCACGCUAAUCGUCCGCUCGCACGCUCUCGAAGGGUGACACCCACCCUUCGAUGAGAACCCUUCGGGGAGGGUGAAAUUUCCCUGGCCGGUUCACACCGAGCGGCAGUCGCAUUCAGCAACCAGUCAGAAGCUUAAGCGUCGUAGUGUUUGCCAGAACUAAUCGACACGUUGACAAGACUCGCAAGACGCGCUCUCGGUCCGACGAUAGACAAAACGGACACCAAGUUCUUCAGGUCAGUGCACAGAAGUGUUUGCGGAGAGGAGGACGGUGCAUAUCCUCGUGCGAUAACGCCGAUCAAUUUCGAUACGGUUCGCCGAACGUCGAUUCCAAGGGAGUGACGUGGUGGAUCGCGGCGAUCGUAAUCCCGACACCCCGGAAGGAUCGCGGUGUUAAGGACGAUCUUAUCGGACGAUUAGCAUCGGGAUCGUGAGCGCGCGAUUCCGUGAGUGCGGUUCGCAAGUUCGACGAAGGUUCGAGUAUCCCGCGAGAUGUUCGUUCAGUGAAUACAAUUGGUGCACGGUGCUUGCUCCCGAUCGCGGUGAGAUAAGGACGAGCGGAGCAUUUUUUUACGCGUUGGAUACACUCGUAAGGAUCGAGACGCGCGAGACAUACGCUGGAAGAUGAGGCUCUGGAUGUUGCUAGCUGUGCUCUCGGUGACGGCGUACGUGUCGUUGGCGGAGAUCACCAAAAAUAAGAAUCGCGGCAGGGGAUCCAUGUGGUGGGGUAUUGCGAAAGCGGACGAACCCAACAAUUUCUUGCCAGUGUCACCGACUUCCAUGCUGGAUUCAUCGGUCUAUGGGAAUUUGAGAAGAAAACAGAAAAAGCUCAUUAGAGAUAAUCCUGGAGUACUUCAGGCAAUAUCCAGGGGUGCGAAUCAAGCUGUCGCCGAGUGCCAAUAUCAGUUUCGCAAUCGGCGAUGGAACUGCUCGACAAAGAAUUUUCUUCGAGGAAAAAAUCUCUUCGGGAAGAUCGUCGAUAAAGGUUGUCGAGAGACCGCUUUCAUCUAUGCCAUCACGAGCGCGGCUGUGACUCACAGUAUCGCGAGAGCAUGCAGCGAGGGCAGCAUUCAGUCGUGUUCCUGUGACUAUACUCACCAAUCACGCACAUCAUCCGCCGUUCGGGAUUGGGAAUGGGGUGGUUGCUCGGAUAACAUCGGAUACGGCUUCACGUUCUCCCGCGAUUUCGUUGAUACCGGCGAACGUGGUCGAAACCUCCGCGAAAAGAUGAAUCUGCAUAACAACGAAGCUGGCAGAACGCACGUGUCUUCGGAAAUGCGUCAGGAGUGCAAGUGUCACGGUAUGUCUGGCUCGUGUACAGUGAAAACUUGCUGGAUGCGGCUGCCAAGUUUCCGCGUGGUCGGCGAUAAUCUGAAGGACCGCUUCGACGGGGCCUCCCGAGUAAUGGUCAGCAAUUCGGAUCGCGUGCGCAGUAACGCUAAUUUGGCUAACUCCGUGCAUCAGCAUCGCGACGGUCUUUCACGCCGGCAGCGCUACAACUUGCAGCUAAAGCCAUACAAUCCGGAGCACAAACCCCCUGGGCCGAAAGACCUCGUCUAUCUGGAGCAGUCUCCGGCGUUUUGCGAGAAGAAUCCCAAACUCGGUAUCCUGGGUACCCAUGGGCGACAGUGCAACGAAACCAGUCUAGGUGUUGACGGUUGCGAUCUGAUGUGCUGCGGCAGAGGCUACAAGACCCAGGAGAUGGUGGUGAUCGAGAGGUGCGCCUGCAUCUUCCACUGGUGCUGCGAGGUCAAGUGUCAGAAGUGCAGGACAACAAAGACGGUACACACAUGUCUUUAAAACGGAUUCGGUCAACUCGAUAUAGAGGAAAUCUCGAUCAUUUUGGAGGAGCUUCACGCAGGAUUAAAUGAUCGAACUUCGCUCUGUUUUCGCAAAACCUUGGAGUCAAAGUACGGUAUGGCAAAGACAAACGAAACUAUUUUUUUCUCUAGCUCGAUAGAUUCUAAUAGCCUCUCUAGCGGACGACUCAAGGUCUGAUCCUGCGAAAGAUCCCGCCGCGGGACUCGUCGGAUGUAUCCGAGGUCGUAAAACCCGCGCGAAUCCGCGGGGCCUCAUCAUCUCCAGUAUUACGCUCGAAACCACAUAUAUUUAUUAUGUCGCGUGACGCGUAUUAAAGACUGAAAUGGUGAACAGCGUUCGCGCGAUCGUAGAUUCUUAAGAUUUUGAGACGGAAAGAUUAAGGGAUGCAUGGAAGCGGUGUGUAAAUGUCGGUGCACCGGUACAAGUACCAGUAUGAUGAUCCAUCAUUACCUAUAAGAAAGAAAGAUCACUCUGACAUCUUAGAUGUCACAGUGGUAGAAGAAAAUAAUUUAAGGCUAAUAAGGCUCUUAUUAGGCAUUUAACCGUCAUCCAUUUGUAUUCAAAUUCAAUUUAUAUUUUUCUCUCUUUCUCUUUCUCUCUCUCUCUUUCAUUAUUGAUACAUUGAUUACAAAUUACUUUACUUUAAUGUUUGCAUAAUUGUUAUUCUUUUAUGAUAGAACAAAUUAUUUAUAAUAUCUAUUUAUAACUAUGAUAGAUCAUUGUCAAAAAGAAGCCUUUAAUUAUUUUAUCCUACUGCAUAUAUAUAAAGCCCAUGUUUAAAGUGAUCGAUCUAAUGCGAGCGUCGUGUGGUCUCGUAAAGCAUUAUUUAUUCUGAAGGUAUUUUUCCUGCGAUUUAUAUUAACUCCUUCGGAGAAAUGAACAAUCUCGAGUAAAUAAAGACGCGUAAUUGUACAUAAAUAGAUAAUAGCGAUAUAUUUUGCAGUAAUUCGAGGCGAUUAGCGGCCGUAAGAUAUUUCUCCUAUAAGAAAUUUUUGUAAAUAAAAAGUAACUUUCGCGCGCGCGAUAAAGAAGGCACCCGAUUGACGAGAGAUGUCUAUUGAGUGUGAUAAAUUAUUUUUAUAUCUUUUUAUUCUUUUCUCUUUUUUUCUCAUUUCCUUUUCUUCUACCGAAAACCGGGAUUUCGAGAAUCCCGCAGGCUUAGAGACAUCUAUCACAAAAUGCUGGAUAGAAAAACCUACGAAUAAGAAAACGGUGAUUCCAACAUUGUGCAUAAUAGAUGUAUUAAUUAUU